Pristis pectinata (smalltooth sawfish) is the source of this 8113-nucleotide messenger RNA. RefSeq names its product SRC kinase signaling inhibitor 1a (gene srcin1a). The record is from RefSeq and is a predicted model, not a curated record. NCBI's taxonomy places the organism in Eukaryota, Metazoa, Chordata, Chondrichthyes, Rhinopristiformes, Pristidae. The transcript has 23 exons. Gene Ontology annotation, cellular component: postsynaptic density; actin cytoskeleton; cytoplasm. Bases 85 to 3810 code for a protein of 1241 amino acids. Gene Ontology annotation, biological process: regulation of dendritic spine morphogenesis.
CACACACACACACGCUCUCACACACACAACUGAACGUCGCCAAUGGUCUGCCGGAUCUGAGCCCACACAGAGUGGUGUUACAAGAUGGGAAAUACUCCUUCUCAAGAAACGUGCCUCCUGCCUGCUGAGCCACAGAGCAGCCUUGCUAUUGGAAGCUGUGAAGGAGUGUGUGACCCACUCGCCCACUUACCAGGCUGGAGCACAUGGAGCAGAGAUUUCUCCAUGACUCCUAUGAAACAUGGAUCAUACAACUACAAAACCACCUAUAACCACCCACCUGUUACACAAGAUUCGGACAAGUCCAGCUCGCACAUGAUCUCCGCCGAUGAUGCCGAGUACCCCAGGGAGUACAGGACCCUGGGGAACGGAACCCGGCGCUUCUCCAACGUCGGCCUGGUCCACACCUCCGAGCGGCGGCACACGGUGAUCGCCGCGCAGAGCCUGGAGGCGCUCACUGGCAUGCAGAAGUCGGACAUGGAAAGGAAGAGGGAAGCCUUCCUGGAUCACCUGAAGCACAAGUAUCCUCACCACGCCACUGCGAUUCGCGGGCAACAGGAACGCCUCAGGGAACAGCAGGGCUUCGAGGCUUGGAGUGCCUGUGAGUUCAGGGAUGGAGCGAACAAGAUCGAGGCCAAGUCAAACUACUGGAGUUUCAAGACUCGGAGUCCCAGGCAUUCCCAGAGCCAGCAGUCGGGAUUGGCGGACCAGGCAGCCAAACUACCAUUCGCGUCGGCAGAGUCGUUGGAAACCAUGUCGGAGGCCGAAGUCCCGAUCGGUUUCACCCGGUCGAACCGCUUCCGACAGAGCCUGCCUCUGUCCAGGUCCACCAGUCAGGCCAAGCUCCGAUCGCCAGGAGUGCUGUUCCUCCAGUUUGGUGAUGAAACCCGGAGGGUCCACAUCACUCAUGAAAUCAGCAGCAUGGACACCCUGCACGCCCUGAUCGUCCACAUGUUCCCGCAGAAGCUCACAAUGGGCAUGCUAAAGUCUCCGAAUACUGCAAUCCUCAUCAAGGACGAGACAAGAAACAUCUUUUAUGAGCUGGAAGACGUGAGAGAUAUCCAAGAUCGAAGUAUAAUAAAAAUAUUCAGGAAAGAUCCCAUCUAUGCACCGUAUCCAGCUUCCCAUAUUGCGAAUGGAGAUCUAAGGAGAGAGAUGGUUUACACUUCGAGGGAGUCCUCGCCUACUCGCCGCCUCAGCAGCGUCGCGUCCAGCUCCCCCCAUCUGGUAUCGGCCUCGCCCACGGCUGGGCUGCAGUCCUCAUCCCCCUCCCGGUCCCGGAUGUCGUACAGCGGCGGGCGCCCCCCCUCCUACACCGGGAGCCCCGUUCACCACGCCGAGCGGCUGGGUGGUCUGCCCUCUUCCCAGCCCGUCUCACCUAGCCCCAGUGCCAUCUUGGAGCGCAGGGACGUAAAACCGGACGAAGACAUGAGCAACAAGAACGUGGUCCUGAUGAAGCACGAGAGCUUGUAUGCGGACCCCUACAACAUGGUGCAUGAUGGGCGCUUGAGCAUCGCGUCGACACAGUCACUGGCUGGGCUGCAGGACCCCUUCUCUUACCCCAGUGGUCUUUACCGACGUGGUUCCAUGAGGUCACUUAGCACUUACUCAGCCGCAGGGUUGCACAGUGACCUUGAGGACUCCUUUUACAAGCCGAGCCCGCAGAUUUACAGUGACGGUUACGGCACUGGCCUGGGCUACAGAAUGGCUCCCUCUUCGCCCCAGAAGAUCCCUGACAGCAGAAUGGUGGACGUUCAGCAAGGCCAGAGUCCACACAGUCCGUACUCGGGACCAUCCAGCAGGUCCCCUCCAGUACGCCAGUCAUUCCGGAAGGAUACAGCGACCGCAGUCACCGAGAGCGCGGGGACAAAAUCCCGGAAUGCCAACUCUGCCGUUGCAGUAGAUGUUCUUCCAGGGCCCACGGAGAGGACAGGGGCAACUGAACGGCCGGCAUCUGGCUACAGCUCCCCACUGGCUGUCAACGACCCUGAGACAAGGGAACGAAUGGAGGCCAUGGAGAAGCAGAUCGCUAGUUUGACAGGACUAGUACAAAAUGCACUUUUACGAGGGAAUGAUGGAGAGUCUGCAAGCGAUAAAUCUGAAUCGGUAAAUGACAGCUCAGGCACUGGAACUCUCAGCCCCUCUGUGCGCAGCACCGUUCCCAGCUCAGCAGCAGCCGCCGCCACGUCCGUCAGCCAUCCCACUGCCAUCACCAGGCUCCAGAUGCAGCUCCAUCUACACGACCUCCAGCAGAACGCCAGCGACCUCCGAACCCAACUCCAGCAGCUGCGGAAACUCCAGCUGCAAAGCCAGGACACCAUGAAGCACAUGAUGAAGCGCUUGGAGUCGGAGAUAAGUGUCAGAGUGUCAGAAGCUCUGCGGAAGCAAGAAGACCCUCUCCACCGUCAGCGUGCUCUGGUCGAGGAGGAGAGGCAAAAGUACUUGAAUGAAGAGGAAAUGAUUGUACAACAACUGAACGAUUUAGAGAAGUCGGUGGACGAUUUACAACGGGAUGCGACCUUGAGUCAGCGACUGAUUACGGGGCCGGAACUGGAGGAGAAGGCACUGGUCUUGCGGCAGCUGAGUGAAACCCUCACUGACCUGAAGGCUCAGUUCCCGAGUCUGCAGAGUAAGAUGCGGGUGAUCCUGCGAGUGGAGGUGGAGGCAGUGAAGUUCCUGAAGGAGGAGCCUCACAGACUGGACGUGCUGCUGAAACGGUGCAAGACCAUCACUGAUGCCCUGGCCACACUGAGGAGUUGCUCGCCCUCUGCUUCAACCUAUCCUGGGGAGGUCUACCCAAGACGGUUCAGCAGACAACCAAACGAGGUGCUGAUGAAAGGAGCUGAGGAAUCCACUGCCCCGUCACCAAAGCACACGAGCACGGACACCCACUCCAGGAACUUGGAAUUUGAAAUUCCCACCAGCCCUCCCUUGAAUUUCCAGGAAACGCACGGAACCUCAGCAAAAAGCUGGCAGAGCCACAAUUCCACCCUGGCCCAGUUCUCCCAGAAUUCCCCGGUUCAUGCCGCUCCUCCUCAGAAUUCUGUGGGGCUGGGACAGGGAGCAACCGGCCAAAACAGCUCGGGGGAGGAGACCCCAGCUCCGAGCAAGAGGAACUCGGAUCGGACCAUCUCCGUGGAGGCGGCGGAGAGGGACUGGGAAGAGAAGCGAGGCAGUCUGCCUCCGUUCAGCAACAGGGACAUUAACCGGCUCCUGGAGGAGACCCAAGCUGAGCUGAUGAAGGCCAUCCCCGACCUCGGGUUCGCCAACAAACCAAAAAUGGCCGCCAUGCCCACAGCCGAGCAGAAACAGGCAAAGCCGCAACACGUCCAGAAAGCAGUCACCAAGGCAGAAACCAAUGGUCGCCGACACUCAGAGGAGCUGACGGUCCACAGGUACAGGACCGAGAAACCCUCCAAGUCACCACCUCCACCACCUCCGCGACGUAGCUUCCCCUCGACCCAUGGACUGACCACAGGCCGCACUGGGGAGGUGAUAGUCACAAACAAAAAGGAAGUCACACUCAAGAAAGCCGACUCUGACGAGACCGACACGCAGAGACCACACGUCAAGCUCCGGAGAACCAUGUCGGAGGCGAAACCGCCAUCGACCCCGCCGCCAGUCGUGGCCUCGGCUGUUCGAGAUGACGAGGAUGAAGAGGACAGGAUCAUGGCAGAGUUGGAGAGCGGGGGCCGACUGCCCAUCCCACCCGCCCCGAAACUGAAGCAACAGCAGAGCUGCGAGAAGCUGAAACACAGCAAGCAGCGAGAAGAGUUCCUGAAGCUGCAGAACCAGCCCAGCACCCAGCAGUAAAGUCCAACGCUCUUCCCUCCUCACUCUGUAAUGAUGAUGGGACUUUUUGUGCGCAAGGCUCAGAAGGCUUGCCAGGGUCAGCCUCUCUGACAAGACUGUUCGUCUCUCUGAAUCCUUGUAGAUGACCUCAGUCUAGUGGGUUGGGGUUCUGCCAUUACUGCUGCUAAGGAGCUUGACUCCAGAUCCUGGUACACCUCCCAUUUCUCCUUCUGCUGUCUGUCCCAAAAUUCUCCCAAGCAAUGUUGUUGACCUGACCUUACCUAAAAUGUGCCAUUGCUCCUGCCCAUUGUCCAGUCUCCCAGUGCUGUUUGCUUCCAUACCCACAGCCAGUGCAAUGCAUAUAGGAGCAGUCACUAACCAAAAGCCCCUAUUAACCCUUUCCAUUCCUGCAUCCCUCCCCCCCCCCCCCUCCCUAUUCCUCCCCAAAAUUCUUCUGUUCCUGCCCCUUUUUCUGAAUCCCUGUGACUCGGAAGAGACUUAAAGGAGCAUCAAUUUCGAUAGCUUCAAGCAAUGUGAUCUUCUCUGCAGUCUCUCCCCCCCGCCCCCCGCCCUCUCUCCCCUCUCCCUUCUCCCCCACCUCUCUCCCCUCUCCCCCACCUCUCUCCCCUCCCUUCUCCCCAUCCCUGCGCUUUCCCACCUCCCCUCACGCUCCACCAUCCCUUCUUUUGCUCUCUCCUCCCUGCUCUCUCCUCCCUGCCCCUUCUCUCCUCGCACACUCUGCUCCCCAUAACCCCCGCCCUCACUUCUCUCUCCCCUUCCUCGCUCUCCUGCGCCUUCCCAGCCAUACCAGUCAAGGGGACUGUGCGAAGAGGAAGAUCGAUUCACCGAGAAUGUGUGCUGUGGCACUUCUGCGUCAGCACUUACCAGCCAGUCACCUUCUUUCACUCCAGGAUGCCGAGUGCUGUCAGAGCUGUAGUGUGUUAACUUGUCCAUUAAUAUUGAGAACAGCACAAGCAGUUUACAAGUACAUCACAACAAUAGAUGUGAAAAAUAUUAAAUAUUUGACACGUAACCAAAACUUUGCAUAAAAUUCUCAUCACUUAACAUGUUCUAAUGAUUUGACUUUAGCUUCUGAAUAAGUAUAAGUAUAUCUCUUGCAUUUUAUCUUGUAUUUGUUAUCUGUUGCAUGGUGAUCAGUUCUGGGAGAUGGUUGUUGUUGGUUCCACCAUUUAAUAAAGGUGCACAGCCGAGCCUUCACUUCAUCCGCACUCUUCACUAGAGGGCAGAAUUGUCAGCUUUAGCUUUCUACUGUGUUCCAGAACAUUGGGCAGGUUAUGAUGUACUUGUGGAAGUGGAGGGGUGGAACCCAGUCUUUAGUUGCCCUGCCUCAGAGUCUGAACGCACUUUCGUUUUAAUGAAUCAGGAGCCCUCCUGCCGCUGGUUUGAGAGCACCUGCACUUGUUGUGUGAGCGAGCUGUAGCCGGCCUCUUCCCACAGCUGCCCUCAAUCUCUCAAGUUUGCACAAGUUGCCCCCUCAUCACUAGUGUCUGUAUUAGGAUGAAAUUUAUUUUGUAAAUUAAAGAUUUAGCACAAUAUGGUAAUAACUCUAAUGAACCACUCAGAUCUAGAAUGUACAGUGUAAAAUAAUUGAGGGCUCUUUAAUUUGCCUUUCUCCCUGUCUUCCUGUCGUUUUCAUUCUUCCUAAUAUUUUCACUCGUUCAAAGCCUUUUACCCAUUCUCUCCUGCCCUUAUUCUGUCUUCCUGCUUCCCGCCCUGCUCACACACUCUCCCCCGUUUUCAGCUGGUAUAACACAUUAUGGCUCUGAAAUGCAGUUUGUAUCUUGAUGUUGAUUUAAAACCAGCCCACAGUGACUUCCAGUCCUGCUCAGUGGUUGUAUUUGUAUAGUGGCUGAAGCACAUAAAACUGGAUAACUUUACCGUAAAAUAGUUUUAAAAAAACACAAAAACAAUAUUUACAAAAGCACAGGAUUUAAAAAAAAUAGAGUAUGAAGAAUGAUUUAUUUCUGUUAAAUCAAUAUCUAGAGUGCAGAGUAUUUAUCACUGGCAGAGUCAAUGUAUUCACUUAUUCUUUUUGUAUAUUGUCUUAAAUAGUUUUUGUACAAAGAAUCGUAUUCACAAAGCAAUUAAUUGGAAUUGCAGUAAGUUUCUUUACAUUUUAAGUGAAGUCUUUUAACACUUUGUAUUGAGUUUGUGUGAAUUGUAUCCGACUGCUUUUGUGUAAGACUAUUCCUGUUUGAAUGUGGCUUGUGAGGAAGGGUAUGGUUCUGUGGACUUGCACCACUGAGUUCUCACUCACAGCUGGACUUUCUCCGGACAAACUCACAGGGACCAGCACAUGCUCCCCUCGCUGAUUCUGUUAAAACAAAACCUCCUCUUAGAGCUGAGAAAGAUCUUUCUGUGAUGAACUUUAAUUGAAAGGUUUUUCUGCUCCAAGUCUGGGAGUGGGACUUAUAUUUUCAGUUCCAAUAUUUGCUUUGUCAAUGGAAAAUCAAUUGACUGUCUUCUGUCUAUACUUCAGGAGAUGGAGAAUUAAUUGAAGACUGUGUCCCUUGUUGACUGUUUUAUAUUCCCAGGCAUGCAAUGCAGGGAUGAACAGUCCCCUCACUCACUGUCCCUGUGACUGGUGAUAACAAGGUCCUGCUGAUGAGAGAAGCAUUUCCUCUUCCAUAUUCCAAAUGAGAAUUAAUGCAAUAUCUGUUUUACUUGUUAUUCUCUGUGCCUACAACCCUUGUGAAAUGUGUUCAACCGUGCGAGUGAAAGAUAACACAAUCCUACCAGGUGGCCGAGUAUUUACUGAUUAAAAUUCGAUCCAUUAGCCCUAAUCAAUUCAUUCAUGGAUCUGCUUAGCUCAGUGGGAGUUCCAUGGUUUCUGCAAGGUUUGGUUCCUUCACCAAAUGCUUGCAAACCUUUAUCCUGGGGAGAAAAGAGCAUUUAGUACCAGGGAAAAUAAAGCAUCUUUAUUAAAAUUGUACUAUGAUGGAAUAAUUAAAUGAUAUAUAGCAGUUCUGAAAUGUUAGCCCAAAAGAUUAGAUCUUUUUAUCUUUUCAAACAACUGCUAAUGAUUGCUCAGGGGAAGGGUGUAGGGACAGAGAGAUGGCUGCUUCCACUUUAACAAUCAUUACAUUACCAAGCUGUUCAAACCACACUGCAAUAGCUUACAAUUGGAAAUUGACUGGUUAUGACUAAUGCAGAAGGUAAACAGGGCAGUUCAAGUUGAGGAGGUUUUUCAUUCUAAAUAUCCAACACUGGAGAAGCAGUAUGGGCUCUCUCCCACUGAAAACUCUCUCGGCUUUAUUCCAGCAAGAUGUGCUUCCUGGAGUGUCAGGCAGCCCUGUUUGUCAGUGUUGUGUCAAUAGCAGCACCAGUAGAACUACAGAAAUAACUAGAGACAAGGGGAUUCCUCAUGGCACAAAUCUGAUUGCUGAUUCUGGAUUCAAAAAUAUACGGCGCACUGUUUCCCUGCACUGAUAUUUCCUAGUUUGAACAUAAGAAAUUCACUUCACCCUGAGAAUAUUUAAAAUCAUUUAAAAUCACAGUCAAAGGAAAACUAGUCAAAAAUUAUAUUUUUGAACGUUCUCUUCCUUCGCUGAGACAGAGACAGUAAAUUCAAACCUUAGCACAAUCACAAGCCAAUGAAAUGUGAGGACAUCACAUGGUAUCUUCACACUUGCUGCUUAAAUUGUUUAAGACUGAAUAUGCUGGGAACGUCUGUCUGCUCGGGACUUUACCCUUCCUCAUUUGAUUAAAAGGCAAUGAUUGUUUCAAGAUGUAUAUAAAGUGUGUGUUUAGAAGAAAAAGUUUAAAAAAUUCUAUUUAAGCAAAAUGUAAAAGUGAAAAAAUAUAAAAUGCCUUUUUUUUGCCUUUUUUAUGCAUUAAUUUUUUUUUACAUGAAUGUGACAUUUUUCAUAGUUUCCUGAACAAUGUGUCAGCAAUCAUAUAAAACAUUGCAAACUCCACAUUAUUCCUGCUUUAAAAUAAUAAAAAGGUUCUGAAUAAUAUGCAUGUAUUUGCUAAGAAACUGCACGAUGCAUCUAGAUUAGUGUCUGUUUGUGAAUCUUCUAAUCUAAAGAAAUAAAGAAUGUGAAAAUCUGGAUACAAUAGGAACAUUUUUGUUUAUAGACUGUGCUUAUUUUUUUCUCCUGAUGCAUGGAGCGUUACUGAUUUUAUCAGUAAGAGCUGUGAUUGGUUAUUGUAUUGAACAUAUCGACAGAGUUUUUGUAAGAGGAGACCUUCCAUUUGUAGAGUAGUGAGAUGUGUACUGAGAGUUGAUGCCAUGACAAUCUGUAAUUAAUGUGGUUUCUGUGAAAAGAUGAAAUAAAGGGAUUGCAUUUUUGUAAAGGUA